AUUAUGGAAAGGAACAGUUCUGUCCUUCAUAUUCUUGUCAAAUCCUCAGUUCAGUUGGGGUCUCUUCAGCAUUCAUUGUUUAUAGUUUCUUUCCUUUUCUCUUGUCCAUGGAAUCCAAUUUAAUAGAGUCCAACCGAAUCUUGCUCAAUAGAAUUACAAGUGACAGAAAACAGUAGCUACCUUUUCUGAGUCCUUUCUCGACAUCUGCUGAGCUGAGAGAGUUAAAAGAGCUGUAAAAGACUCAAGAUUUCUGCCCAAAGAAGAGAACCCACUUCUUCUUUUAUCACACAUGGGUUCUUAAAUCUUGUGACUGUGCAAUUUAAACUUUAGAGCAAACGUAAAAAGAAAGCUGUUCAAAUGGCUACUGGCGUAGAAGGCAAUGAAGGUGUACCAGCAAACCUGAGAAAGCAGCUUGCCGUGGCUGUGAGGAGUAUCCAAUGGAGCUACGCAAUUUUCUGGUCACUAUCAGCUACAAAACAAGGUGUACUACAAUGGGGUGAUGGCUACUACAAUGGUGACAUCAAGACCAGGAAGACAGUCCAAGCCGUGGAGCUUAAACCUGAUAAGAUCGGCUUACAGAGGAGUGAGCAAUUGAGAGAUCUUUACGAGUCCCUACUUGAAGGGGAAACUGAUGCACAAAACAAGCGGCCCUCUGCUGCAUUAUCUCCAGAGGAUCUCACAGAUGAAGAGUGGUAUUACUUGGUUUGCAUGUCCUUUGUAUUCAAUCCUGGCGAAGGUCUUCCGGGAAGAGCGCUAGCGGAUGGCCAAACAAUCUGGCUAUGUAAUGCUCAAUAUGCAGAUAGCAAAGUGUUUUCUCGCUCACUACUUGCAAAGAGUGCAUCUAUUCAGACUGUGGUAUGUUUUCCCUAUCUUGGAGGCGUGAUUGAGCUUGGUGUGACCGAGCUGGUACCGGAGGACCCUAGUCUGCUGCAACACAUCAAAGUUUCUUUACUAGAUUUCUCCAAGCCGAUUUGUUCUGAGAAAUCUUCCUCUAUACCACGCAAUGGAGAUGCUGAUAAUGAGCCUAUGUGUGCCAAGGUCGACUGUGACAUAGUGGAUGAGUUGGUUUUGGAGAACCUAUAUUCACCCGCUCAAGAAAUCAAAUUUGACCCGGAGAACAUAAGUGAAUUACAUGAAAGUAUCCCGAAAGAACUGGAUAUGGACUCUCCUGAUGAGUGUUCAAAUGGGUGUGAACACAAUUACCAAACCGAAGAUUCGUUUAUGGUCGACGGUAUGAACGGAGGGGCAUCACAAGUUCAAAGUUGGCAUUUUGUUGAUGAUGACUUCAGUAAUGGUGUUCAAGGUUCAAUAAAUUCUAGUGAUUGUAUAUCCGAAGCUAUUGUGAACCAAGACAAGUAUAUUUCAUCUCCAGGGCGAGAAAAUGGCAAGAAAGCCCACUUGGAAGAACUUCAAGAAUGCAACCACUCAAAAUUAAGCUCCCUGGAUCUUGGAGCUGAUGACAUCUCGCAUUACAGAAGAACAAUUUCUGCUGUUCUAAGGAACCCUGAUCAAUUGCCUGAGACACGGUGUAUCUGCAGCUGUGGAUGCAAAUCCAGCUUUGUGAGGUGGAGGGUGGUUGAGACUCAUAAAGCGCGAGCACACCAGGAAACUCUGAAGAAGAUUUUGUUCAAAGUUCCACUGAUGCACCGUGGUCAAGCUCUUAAAUCUGAGCAAGAGAAUGGUGCGAAAUCAUUGCUGGGAGAUGUUGAUUUUUGCGCUGGCCUCAUAUUGUCUACCAAGAAAAAAGAACAUGAAAAGUUUCUGGUCCUCAGGUCCAUGAUUCCUUCCAUCGAGGAGAUAGAUAAAGCAUCCAUCCUUGAUGAUACAAUUCUGUACCUAAGAGAGCUUGAAGCAAGAGUGGAAGAACUAGAAUCUUGCAUGGACUCAACCGACUUUGAGGGGAAAUUUACCAGGAACAAAUUGCCAGACAUGAUAGAGCAGACAUCAGAUAACUGCAAAAAACGCUGGAUAAACAAGAGGAAGGCCUCCAACAUCGAUGAAACCGAUGCCGAACUUGAUAGAAAUGCUCAAGGAGAUGGGCUUCAGACAGAUGUCAAAGUCAACGUAAAGGAGCAGGAAGUAUUGAUCGAGAUGAAAUGUCCCUAUCGGGAGUACUUAUUGCUUGAUAUACUGGAGGCCGUAAACAACCUGCACUUGGAUUCUCAUUCAAUUCAGUCAGCUACACUAGAUGGUGUUCUCACAUUAUCCCUCAAGUCUAAGUUUCGAGGCGCAGCAGUAUCUCCGGCUGGGAUGAUCAGACAAGUCCUUUGGAAGAUUACUGGGAAGUAUUGAGAAGUGCAGUUGUAAUUGAUUGUGUGCUCGGUUAUUCAAGUGGGUAGGCGAUCUCUUUAUGUUUCUGUAAGCGUAUGGUUCGGCUACUUUCAAAACCAAUUCUUGCUAAAUGUUCAGCUUUUAGGAUUUAUAAGAAUUUUCUUGUACUAGUAAUGAAGAACGUUGCUAUUGUAUUGAGGUAAUUCUGCCA
Syzygium oleosum is the source of this 2482-nucleotide messenger RNA. Its product is annotated as transcription factor EGL1-like. The record is from RefSeq and is a predicted model, not a curated record. Gene Ontology annotation, molecular function: protein dimerization activity. Bases 358 to 2292 code for a protein of 644 amino acids. The transcript has 8 exons. Lineage: Eukaryota; Viridiplantae; Streptophyta; Magnoliopsida; Myrtales; Myrtaceae.